AUGAGUAGUGACACACCAACCUCAGAUUUCGAGUACGAGGAAAUUCCAAAUAAAGUGAUAAUAGCAAAGACACAGGAGGUCUUCCAAGCUUACCAUAUAGCGAGUGAAGCAUACAAACAAGCAAGUGAAGCACUACGAAAUGCUGCCCAAAGAGUGGAAGAGUUACGCAAAUUACUGCCAGAGGAUAUGUGCAUUCAAUUACCAUCGGAUCUCUUAUCCGAAUUUCCGACAAAAAUAUCAUCAGAUUCUGUAUCUUCUUCACCCUUUCAACAAAUAGUUUUGCCGGAUCUUCGUGGUGUCAAGGAAAAGAGUUCAAGGAAAAAAUUGAAAAAGAGGUCGAGAAAGCGGGUAAGACAGGAUAUUGAUGACAUGAAAUAUGAUAGUAAUGAUGUUCUUGUACCUAUUGGAGGUGAAAAAAAUGAAAACCAGAUAAAUAAAGGAUCAUCAAAUUUCACGAUAAAAGAUCGACCAGCACAAGAAAUUGAAAAUAACAAAGGACUUGAAAAUCAAAAUUCGAUUGAAAUUAGAAUGCACAAAUUUAAUAGUAAAAAUACAAAUGAAGUAAAUCGAAAUCCCAAAAAACCCGCAGAAGGGAUCACGCUACCCAGUAUCCGAACAAUUGAAAAGAUUCCAGGUGGAUCGAAUUCGAUUUCAACAGCACAAACAGCAUUACAUCAUCAUCAAAGCCUUAGAUCAAAAAGUGCUUCAAUGCCGACCCUAUCACUCGAAAUACCAUACAAAUCCCCAAAGAAUUCAGAAGCCCAAGAAAUAUCUCAACAAUUUCGAUAUUUAGAACAACUAAACGAACAAGAUAGAAAGAAUGAUCAAUCAAUAAAUUCAAAUAAUCCUACUCCAAAUCAGUCACAUUUGUUUAAUAAAGAACCUCGAUCAAUAAGAUAUUCAAAUAAUCAUGGCAAAAUGCCUAAACCACGAUAUCAACCAUAUCGAAAUCGAUCAACACCGACAAUUAACACUGACUCAACUAACAAAUUCCAUAAAAAAGAUCCAAGUGAUAGCAGUCCACCAAGUUUUCCACACUAUCCUCACGACAUAUUCAACAGCGAACUAUCACCAACUCGACCUUAUCAACAACGCACUCCCGAAACAUCUACUACCACAAGUCCAACAACACCAAACACCACUGUAUCAGUCCAACAAUCGACAAUUCACAGUUUCUUCUUGGAUGGAAUUCCGCAUCAAAGCGUACCCGCAUCAAAUUGGUUUUAUGAAGUGACAAAGCAUACAUACACCCCACAACCACUGUCGGCGGAAGAGAGUGAACUUGUCGAUGAUUUCAUAAAAUAUGCGGGACCACGAUUAAAAGAUCCAGCGUGCACGCAGGCAGUAAUAGCACAAGAGAUUAUCGAUCUGUCGAAUAAUACAUGUAAAAUGGCACAAGCCUCAGUUUCGACCAUGAUGAGACGCAUCUCGGUUCCUAAGCAUCCAGCGAUGCGAAGAGCAAUUCAAUCGUGGAUUGAGAAUGAACGGAAAAAAUCAGAAAAAGCUCAUAUGUAUGUAUAG
Ambispora gerdemannii is the source of this 1521-nucleotide messenger RNA. NCBI's taxonomy places the organism in Eukaryota, Fungi, Glomeromycota, Glomeromycetes, Archaeosporales, Ambisporaceae. The record is from the annotation of a GenBank genome assembly.